This is a messenger RNA of Manduca sexta (tobacco hornworm), 1347 nucleotides long. RefSeq names its product neuroserpin. The coding region runs from base 42 to 1256 and encodes 404 amino acids. Gene Ontology annotation, molecular function: serine-type endopeptidase inhibitor activity. The transcript has 10 exons. NCBI's taxonomy places the organism in Eukaryota, Metazoa, Arthropoda, Insecta, Lepidoptera, Sphingidae. The record is from RefSeq and is a predicted model, not a curated record.
GAAAAAAAGUUAUCACAAACUAGCAUCAAUUAGUUGUGAACAUGGCGGCGCUGCUGGGUCUUCUAACUAUUCUCUACAUUGCAAUUAUUGUGCAAUCCGUCUCGGGUUACGAACAAUGCAAUAAAUACGAUGAACCGAUAGACAUUAGGCUACCAAAUAUGAACACUAAAUUAAAUGGAGUAUGCUUACAUGCAAUGUAUGAACGAGAUCCGGGUAAAAGUCAUAUGACUUCAUCGCCUUUCAUAGUGAUAAGUUUAGCUCAACUAUAUCUCUUCAGUCGUGAGCCAACCACUUCUCAAAUAGGAAAUUAUUUGAAUCUAAGAAACGUGGAAGAGAUCAAAUAUAUUUUUCCUGACACCGUAGAAAAAUUUAAUUCUAGGGGUAGAAAUGACAUUACUUGGAAAAUUAAAGUAUAUGUGAAUAGCUCACGUAUUUAUACUAAUGAAUUCGAGGAGAUUUUCGAUACGUACUUCUUUGGCAAAGUUGAUCACGUCAAUUUUAGCAAACGGUGUAAGGCAGCUCGUGUUAUCAAUAAAUGGUUUGAUAAUCAAAUCAGUGAUCCGGGCGUCGAGACUCUAAGCUGUGAUGCGAUACAAAAACACAUGGGCAUGGUGUUCGCAAAUACUUAUAACAUUGAGGCUGAUUUGUCCGGAAGUUUUAGGCCAUUAUGCCUCAAAAACAUGGACUUUUAUUUAAGCGAAUCGCAGACUUUUGAGGUACCAGCGCUACAUGGAAUCGGCAUGGUCAAGUAUGGACGAAUCGGUUCUUAUGGACAUGGAUACCGAAUACAACUCAAGGAUAGUUUAAACUCAUUGCUGUUGGUGGUUGGAGAUAUACCAAAACUGUUGGAGUUAUUCCGAGAUUACAAAAUCUUCAAUGCAUUUGUGAAUAGCUUUAAAGAUACUAAUAUCACUCUUACAUUCCCUUAUUUAAAUGUAAAGGGAAGAGAUGACUAUGCAGUUCAUUUUAAAGCGGGUAAUAUCCUACCUUCACUAUUUAGGUCGCAUGGUGGUGAAUUCAAUAAUGUAUUUAUAAAUGACGAUUCUGUAUACAUAUCUAAUCUGUUGCAAAAAAAUAGUAUUAAAUUCAACGAAGGAUUACAGCAGUGCGAUGCAGAUUCGAAAGAGGAUUCAGAGGAAAGUCAUUUCCCAAACCAUGUGAUUGAUGGCCCCUUCUUGUAUUACUUUUUAUGUAAUAUCUCGCCAAUGUUAAGUGGGACAUGCUAUGGUGAUUGUCACCACGGCAGAGAAUGCUGAGAAAGUUUAUUUUAAUUUUUCUAUAAAAUAAUAAUUUUAAACGAACAUUAUAAUUUUAUAUUUUGUACGUGUAAAUUUAACUAUAUAACAA